This is a messenger RNA of Dentiscutata erythropus, 387 nucleotides long. NCBI's taxonomy places the organism in Eukaryota, Fungi, Glomeromycota, Glomeromycetes, Diversisporales, Gigasporaceae. The record is from the annotation of a GenBank genome assembly.
AUGUGGACAGGAAACAUACCACAAAUACUUGCUUGUGAAAUAAUACAAUAUCAUGCCAAAAUAUUUCUAUUUGAUAAUAGUCAAACUGGACAGUUUAAAGAUGAUCCUUUUGUUAAUUCAGCAAGUGUUGAGCAUUUGUUUAGUGAUAGGUUUAUUCAUUCAAAGCAUCGAGUUCGGCUUAAUGAAAAAAAAGUUAUGAAAGUAGCACAGCUUCGGGCUAACCAACAAAAAGAACGUAUACAAAAGUUAGAUAUAAAAAAGCUUAAAAGCCAACAAGUUCAUAAUAAUAAGCAAAAAGGUAAUUUAUAUUCUAACAACAAUGUAAAUACGAAUAGCAAAGCAUCAGUUAAUAUGAAUAGUGAAGCAUCAGUUAAUAUGAAUAGCGAA